Terrapene triunguis (Three-toed box turtle) is the source of this 4399-nucleotide messenger RNA. RefSeq names its product ovochymase 1 (gene OVCH1). The record is from RefSeq and is a predicted model, not a curated record. The transcript is spliced from 32 exons. NCBI's taxonomy places the organism in Eukaryota, Metazoa, Chordata, Testudines, Emydidae. Bases 1 to 4344 code for a protein of 1447 amino acids. Gene Ontology annotation, molecular function: serine-type endopeptidase activity. Gene Ontology annotation, biological process: acrosome reaction; proteolysis.
AUGAAGAGGGGUUUCUUCAGGCCCCGGCAUGUCUUCUGCCAGGUCUGUGAAACAAGAUUGAAAUGUGGAGUUCGUCCUGUUGACUUGGAGAACCAGAAAAAUUUCCUGCUGUCUGGAUUCUUUUCUAGAAUUGUUGGAGGCAGAAAUUCAGUGGCUGGGGGGCAACCCUGGCAGGUAUCUCUCAAGUUGGGUCGUUUCCACUUCUGUGGUGGCAGUUUAAUACAAGAAGAUGUGGUUGUAACUGCAGCUCACUGCGUAUUCACCCUUGAGCAGAAACUAGUGAAGAAUCUCAUUGUGACUGUUGGAGAACAUAACCUCAGAAAGGCAGACGAGCAAGAACAGAACAUUCCUGUCUCACAAGUCAUUGUUCACCCUGACUUCAACAGACUUGGCUACAUGCAUUCUGAUAUCGCUCUGCUAUAUCUGAAAUACAGAGUAAAGUACGGACAUCGGGUUCAGCCAAUUUGCCUUCCCCACAAAGAUGAUAAAUUUGAGGCCGGGACUCUUUGUGUUGCUAGUGGCUGGGGCAGAGUGUCUGAGGCUGGUGAACUAUCUAAUGUUCUACAGGAGGUGGAGCUCCCCAUCAUUGAUAGGGGAACCUGCAGUGCCCUGUUAAAGCAAAUGCAUCUGCCUCCAGUAGCAAGCUCCAUGCUGUGUGCUGGCUUUCCUGAUGGUGGGAAGGAUGCUUGCAAGGGCGAUUCUGGAGGUCCUCUCGUGUGUAGAAGAGCCAGUGGCAUCUGGACUCUGGCCGGCGUCACAUCAUGGGGAGUUGGCUGUGCAAGAGGCUGGGAUGUCCUUGAGAAAAGCAUCAGUAAAAGGGGUUCCCCAGGCAUCUUUUCCAAUGUAGCUGAACUGAUGGACUUCAUCACCCAGAACAUUAUCCCUGCUGCAGAGCCAGAUCACCUUCCCCCACACUUUCCUGAAGGAUGCAGCUCCCAUGGAAUGCUGGUCUUUGGAGAAAGUGGCCGUAUUCAGUAUCCCCAACUCAGUGAGAGUAACUACCUAGAUAACAGCCUGUGCAUGUGGAAUAUAAUUGUGCCAGAAGACAAGAUUAUAUUGAUACAGUUCACCAGAUUAGACCUAGAGAGCCAGAUCACGUGUGACCAUGACUACGUGUCCUUCUAUUCGGACAAAAGAGAGCUAAUUGGUAAAAUCUGUGGAGAUGUGUUACCAACCCCCCUGCUGAUAGACUCUAACCGAGCAAUGGUUACUCUAGUUUCUGAUGGAAGCAACACCGGCAGUGGCUUUGAAUUCACCUUCACAGCUAUACAUAAGGAAUCGGAAGCAGGUUCUGGUUGUGGAAGUGUUGCAGUGCUGGUGGAAGAGGGAAAGAUUGAUACUGCUAAUUACCCUGGCUUGUAUCCCAGUAACGUGAAGUGCCAUUGGUUCAUUGAAGCCCCAGUAGAGAAAGUCAUAAAGCUGGAAUUUGAAGACUUUGCUGUUGAAUUCAGCGAGGGCUGUAUCUAUGAUGCAGUUGUCCUUUACAGCGACACACAAGAUGAGCACCAGCUGGCCAAUCUGUGUGGGUUCUCAACCCCCAGCUCAAUUCUGAGCCCUGGCAAUGAAAUGUUGAUACAUUUUGAAAGCGAUGGGGAGAACAACUUCAGAGGGUUUAAGGCCAGAUUCACCUUUGUUCCUUCAGCAGAAGAAGCUGAAUCAGUAGUUGCAGAACCAAUUGUUCUACAGACGACCACUCCAAAGAAUAUCCCCUUAGAUGUCUGUGGCUUUCCCCCAUUUAGUCCACAGUGGCUGUCCAGACGUGUUGUCGGGGGAGAAGAAGCAUGUCCCCAUUGCUGGCCUUGGCAGGCAGGCUUGCAAUUUUUAGGUGACCAUCAGUGUGGCGGUGUCAUCAUCAGUCCAACAUGGGUACUUACAGCAGCCCACUGUAUACAAACAAACAGACCACUGCAUUGGACUGUCAUCGUGGGAGACCACGAUAGAAUCCUGAAGGAGUCAACAGAACAGGUGAGAAGGGUGAAAACUAUUGUGGUGCACCCUGACUUUGAUACAGUGAGCUAUGACUCUGAUAUUGCACUGAUCCAACUGGAUGUCCCUCUGGAGUAUAACACUGUUGUGAGGCCAAUAUGUUUGCCCAACAGCACACAACCGUUAUCUUCCUCUGUUCUAUGCACCAUGACUGGCUGGGGGAGCACCCAAGAAGCAGAUGGGAGCCUUGCUAGUCGACUGCAGCAGACACAAGUACCCAUACUUGAGAGUGAAGUCUGUGAGAAAAAUUACUAUUUUAAUCACCCCGGAGGGAUCACAGCUAGGAUGCUUUGUGCUGGUUUUGCUUCCUCUGGAGGGCAGGAUUCCUGCCAGGGUGAUUCUGGUGGCCCAUUGGUUUGCUAUAAUGAAAAAGAGCCAUUUAUUCUUUAUGGCAUCAUCAGCUGGGGUGUUGGUUGUGCCAGGCCAAAGAAACCAGGAGUUUAUACAAGGGUGAGGGUCUUCCUGGAUUGGAUCAAAUCCACAAUAAGAGAGAUUGAACCAAAUGCGCUUCAGGUAAGUAAUAAUGGACAUGAAACCUUAACACAGACACCAAUGAAACGGCCUACAAAACUAACAGGAGCUGCAUACAGACAAGCUGAACUAUGUGGUGUCCUGCAGUCACCUAGGACCUUUCUGAGUCCUGGCCCUGUGGUGAAAGUGGUGUUCCAUUCUCUUACCCUUGCAGCCUUUGGCAUUGAGUACAUGGUCUUCAGAGUCCAAGGGCCAAAGAUUGGAAAGAUAGUGAAACGUCCCAAGGAUGUGAACCAAGAAUUGUCACGCUGCAGAGAUGUCAUUCUCACCGACCCGGAAGGAUUGAUCCAGUCACCAGGCUAUCCCCAUGGCUAUCCUAAUGCCACCAGCUGCCACUGGCGAAUUGUAGCCCCGUUAAAAUCCAUUAUUCGGCUUGAUUUCCUGGCCUUCUGGACUGAAAAGACUCUGUCUGGUUGCCACGGACAGCUGAUGGUGUAUGAAGGAUUUGAGCCAAGCAAGGAGUUAAUAGGUAACUUCUGUGGUGAAAUUUCACCCUCUCCUUUAAAGUCUGAUGGUCCAGUGGUGACGCUGACCUUCACGUCCAGUGCUGAAGUGGCUACAAAAGGGUUUGUUCUGACCUACUCUUUCCAUGAUCUACAACUUGGUUCUGCAUUAGGAAAAUUGAAAGCUGCUGAAAAAGGGUGUCCAGUCUUGGAUCUAAUUCCAGUUGGAUCUGCUGAGAUAACAUCUCCUAAUUACCCCAACACUUAUCCCAACAUGCUGAACUGCACCUGGACAGUUUAUUCCACUUCAGGAAAUAGGUUGAAAGCUGUGAUCAGAGACUUGGUAACAGAGAAUGCAAGAGACUGCAUUUGGGACUCUUUGAACAUCUAUGAUGGCCCAAAUCACUCUUCAGGGCUGCUCGCUAGUUUAUGUGGCCAAAAAAAGUCUCUCAGCCUGUUAUCAAGCAGCAGCUACCUGACUCUACAUUUCAAGACAGACAGGUCUGUGGGGAACAGAGGCUUUAAAAUUCUGUUUGGAGAGGUGAAUCAGUGGCCAGCACAGAAGAGUAGGAAUGGCAUAGAACUUGAAAGCAAAUACAAAUGUGGCGUUCCAGUGGUGGAUCCAUUCCCAGUGGACAAGUCUGAGAUGAAUGUGAAAGCAGUCAGUGAAGAGCCAGGCAAGCCCAGGGUGGUUGGUGGCAGCCCAGCACUUCAAAUGUCCUGGCCCUGGCUGGUCAGUCUACAAUACGAGAAUGAGCACUUCUGCGGAGGCUCUCUGAUUGCUGAGAAGUGGGUCCUAACAGCUGGACACUGUAACUUCAGUGCUCAGACAGACAGGAUAGUUCUGGGGAAAACGUAUUUGUUGCCAAACAUAAAAGGCAACAACCCUGUCCUUGUGAAAACUGUGCACACGCACUAUAACUUCAGUGGAUUUCCUUCCAGCAAUGAUCUCUCUCUCUUGGAACUGGAGAAACCCAUCAAACUCGGAGACUCUAUAGCAAUAAUUUGCUUACCAGAUAGAGAUGAGGAAAUAAGCAUUGAUGCAAGAUGCUUAACAGCAGGAUGGGGAGCAACAGAACCGGGCAAGGAUGAAUACUCCAUCAGGCUGCAGCAGACAAAUAUACCUCUCCUCUCCAACGAGGCCUGUGUGAGCUACUGGGGACAGGAUAUUAAAAAUACCAACAUUUGUGGUGGAGCUGCUGGAGCAACUGCUUGCUCGGGAGAUUCUGGAGGGCCACUGAUAUGCAUAAUAAAUGGUUAUUAUAAGCUGAUCGGCGUUGUGAGCUGGGGCAGUGAUAAUUGCCAUCCAAAGUCACCAACGGUUUAUACCAGAAUUUCUGCCUACAGGGACUGGAUUUCCUCAGUCACUCAUGGAAAAGUGUGAUUGCUGAACUGAACUCUUAUUUAUUCCUUUUUUAAAUGGGGAGGGAUGUGUGAAA